Molecule: messenger RNA, 1716 nt
Organism: Trichoderma atroviride IMI 206040
Lineage: Eukaryota; Fungi; Ascomycota; Sordariomycetes; Hypocreales; Hypocreaceae
Source: RefSeq, a predicted model, not a curated record
AUGGGCCCGGUCGGCUUCUGCCUUGCACAGGAAGAUGAAGGCCCGACAGUCAAUCUCCCGGGCUCUCAAGUACUAGGCAUACUCACUGAUGGCGUCGAUUCUUUCUACGGUAUGCCUUAUGCGGAAUCUCCAGCUGGCCGUAACCGCCUGAAAAGGCCCGUGAAGAGAACAAGGCCGUUGGGAGAGUUUGAUGCCACCACAAUCGCACCAGCAUGCCCUCAGGGCCACUUCGGGGCAGUCAAAUUGGAUGAACCAUGGCACAAGAGGACUCUCAACGUCGAUAACGUCGAUAACGCCGAUACCAAUCUAGCAAGAUGGGAUGCAGCCAAUCCCGUACAAACUGCAGAGGACUGCUUGACUAUUACAGUCCAGCGCCCAGCAGGGACCAAGGCCGGGGAUAAUUUGCCAGUUCUAUUCAUGCUCGCUGGUUACAGUUUUGUCAUGGGGACGCCGUACAGGUACAACGUGACCAGCUUCAUCAAGUUUGGCGUUGAGAUCGAGCAGCCAUUCGUGCUUGUGACUGCCAACUACCGGACGGGCCCUUGGGGCUUUCUGCCCGGUGACAAGAUGAUGAAGAACGGAUCUUCUAAUCUGGGCCUCCGUGACCAGAGAAUGAGUAUGGAAUGGGCAUCGGAUAAUAUUGCGGCUUUUGGUGGCGAUCCGGAUAAGAUUGUACUCUGGGGACAUGCGUCCGGUGGCGUCUCGGUCUUUGACCAUCUGGUAAUAAGUGGAGGCAACGCAACAUACAAGGACAAGAAACUCUUCCGCGGUGCCAUCAUGAGUUCUGGGAGUUUCCUGCCUGCAGAGUCUAUUAAUUCGAAAAAGUGCAAUGAAAUAUAUUCAAAGGUCGCCGGGGCUCUGGAAUAUCCAAUGCGUCACGAUCUUCCUUUUUACAAGGACUCGAUGGAAGCCUUGCGCGCGGCACCCUAUUCGGAUUUUGUACGGGCAGCCAGUUCCAUCCGCGGCGCUCUCAGUGCAGAGGCCAUGAGGUUGGUAUAUGUUCCUCGACCUGACAAUGAUUUGAUCCGACAUAGUCACGAGGUGCUUCUCAAGGAUAAUAUGUUUGUCCCAGUACCCAUGAUCUUUGGCACUCAGGAAGACGAGGGCACGAUAUUUGCCCAGAAGCAGACAUCAGUCAACAACACAAGGAGAAUGAUAAAGUAUCUUCGGGGGCACUACUUCCGCAACAUCAGCAACGGCCGUAUGGAAGAUUUUCUCAAAAACUACCACACGAAGGCUUUCCACGGUAGCCCGUACGGCACCGGAAGCGAAUUUGAGAACUGGGCCGGCCGAAAGCGCCUAUCAUCUGUCCUUGGCGAUGUCUUCUUCACCAUUCCUCGGCGUAUUGCAAUGUCAUUGAUUGCCUCUUCUCAGCCUGAGCUCCCUAUAUGGGGAUACCAAGCGGCAUACGAUUACGGGAACAAUGCCACCAGUGCUUGGGGCACUGCCCACGGCUCAUUUGAAGCCAUGGUUUUCGAGACAGACGAUUAUAUGUCUUCGUACGCAACUAGGACUACACGACGGUAUUUGCUCAACUUCUUGUACGACUUGGAUCCGAAUAAGAGACAUCUCGAACUUGCGGCAUGGCCCAAGUGGACGGUUGAGGAGCCCCGGUUGCUAAAAUUCAACAAGUCGGGGCAUUCUAUUUUGCUGGAAGGGGGAGGAGAGAGGGGCUACACAUUCAUGAAACGGCGUUUAGGGAUGUUUCGAAUUUAG